Messenger RNA from Branchiostoma floridae (Florida lancelet), 945 nucleotides. RefSeq names its product sodium- and chloride-dependent betaine transporter-like. Bases 223 to 600 code for a protein of 125 amino acids. Lineage: Eukaryota; Metazoa; Chordata; Leptocardii; Amphioxiformes; Branchiostomatidae. The transcript is spliced from 5 exons. The record is from RefSeq and is a predicted model, not a curated record. Gene Ontology annotation, cellular component: membrane.
UCGUUAAGAGGCGACACCUGGUCUGGAGCAGUUCACGUGCUCUCAUUAACCACAUGUACAUCCUCACCUGCCCACAGAUUCUUUUAAUUACACCUCAGAGCAUGUAAUUUCUAUACAUACAGCCGCGUCAGAACAAAUCAACCCCUAGGCCUAGGCUAAGAGGUGUCCCUAAAACCGGUCUUACCACGUCGGUUUUACUCAAUGCCAAGCAGAUAAUCAAAGAUGGCGGACGAAAGAAAGUCUGAGAGAACGAGAUUGGUGAAUGAGGAUACUGAUGACUCGAGACUGGAAUCUAUUUUCCAAACUACGUCCGAGUCGCACCCGGACACAGACAGGACCGGCAGGUUCUCCUCCAAACUCGGGCUCAUCAUCAGCUGUGUGGGGUGCGCUGUGGGGACGGGAAAUCUCUGGCGCUUUCCUAGAAUUCUAGCAAACAACAGUGGAGAGAAAGGAUGUCUGCAGUUCCUGCUGGUGUGGUUGGUGUUCCUGUUCCUGUGGUCUAUGCAGAUUAUUAUCAUGGAGUACGCCAUUGGUCGGUUCACCAGGAGAGCUCCACCAAUGGCCUUCCACAAUCUUUUGGGCGUCAAUCGACGUGGCUAGGGGCCUGGAUAAGCAUUGUUAACUUUGCUGUGAGUUGCUACUACGGAGUCGUCGUCGGAUGGUCUAUGUACUACAUGUACUACUUCAUCUUUCACCCCCUACCAACUACUUUUGAAGAGAGCAGUCAGAUCUGGAAAACAUUUGCUGAGGAAAGCAGUUUGCCUGUAUUACUACAAUUCAUUGCUAGUGUGGCCUCUAUCUUUGUGGUCUGGAAAGGGGUGAACAGCAUCGAGCCUGCCAUGAAAAUCAUGAUUCCCGGACUCUUUAUCUUGAUCAUCACUGCGUUUAUCUGGUCUCUAACCCAACACAAUGUCGGGACUGCUCUUGCCUACAUUUUCACACCAG